AUGUUCAUUAUUAUUCGUGCCUUGGUUACUUUUGUUUCUCUAACAGCUUUAGGAUUUCAGAACAGAACAAUAAAUUUUGUGACGGAGUUUGUCCUCCUGGGUUUCCAUGGUCAAAAGGAAAUGCAGAGAUUCUUUUUCUCAUUACUCCUGGUUCUCUAUCUCCUGACCCUGCUGGGGAAUGGAGCUAUUGUCUGUGCGGUGAAAUGGGACAGACGGCUCCACACACCCAUGUACAUCCUCUUGGGAAACUUUGCCUUCCUAGAGAUCUGGUAUGUUUCCUCCACUGUCCCAAACAUGCUGGUCAAUAUCAUCUCUGAUACCAAGACCAUCUCCUUUUCUGGCUGCUUCCUCCAAUUCUAUUUCUUUUUUUCACUGGGUACAACAGAGUGUUUCUUCUUAUCAGUUAUGGCUUAUGAUCGGUACCUGGCCAUCUGUCGUCCACUGCACUACCCCUCCAUCAUGACUGGGAAGUUCUGUGUAACCCUGAUCUGUGUUUGCUGGGUGAGUGGAUUUCUCUGCUAUCCAGUCCCUAUUGUCCUUAUCUCCCAACUUCCCUUCUGUGGACCCAACAUCAUUGACCACUUCGUGUGUGACCCAGGCCCAUUGUUUGCACUGUCCUGUGUGCCUGCUCCUUUCACUGAGCUUAUUUGUUACACCUUCAACUCAGUGAUUAUCUUUGGGCCCUUCCUCUCCAUCUUGGGAUCUUACACUCUGGUACUUAGAGCUGUGUUUCGUGUUCCCUCUGGUGCUGGCCGAAUUAAAGCUUUCUCCACGUGUGGGUCUCACCUAAUGGUGGUGUUUCUAUUCUAUGGAACCCUUAUGGUGAUGUAUGUGAGCCCAGUAUCAGGAAACCCAGCAGGAAGGCAGAAGAUCAUGACUUUGGUGUACUCAGCAGUGACUCCACUCUUAAAUCCCCUUAUCUAUAGUCUCCGAAACAAAGACAUGAAAGAUGCCCUAAAGAAAGUGCUAAGAUUAACAAUUAGCCAAAACUGA
Cynocephalus volans (Philippine flying lemur) is the source of this 993-nucleotide messenger RNA. Its product is annotated as olfactory receptor 11H6. The transcript has a single exon. The record is from RefSeq and is a predicted model, not a curated record. Gene Ontology annotation, cellular component: membrane. Lineage: Eukaryota; Metazoa; Chordata; Mammalia; Dermoptera; Cynocephalidae. The coding region runs from base 1 to 993 and encodes 330 amino acids. Gene Ontology annotation, molecular function: olfactory receptor activity; G protein-coupled receptor activity. Gene Ontology annotation, biological process: G protein-coupled receptor signaling pathway.